AAUUAAAGUCGUCUGCUGUGUGUUUAGCAUGUGCUGGAAGACUACAUUGGAAAACACUUCUAUAGAAGAUGUGGGCUCAGUCAAGCAGUGGAGGACAAAAAAUUUGUCGAAGAUGUCUGAGGUUCAUCAGAUCAACACAAAGAUAUAUCAGUCAUCAAGAAACAUGGACAUCACCCAAGAUAAGGAAGGCUUUUGUAGACUUUUUCAAGGAGAAUUAUGAUCACCAGAUUAUUCCUUCUUCGUCAAUUAUUCCUGUAAAAGACGGUGGAACAUAUUUCACAAAUGCUGGAAUGAAUCAAUUCAAGCCAAUUUUCCUGGAAAGUGUUGAUCCCAACAGCAAGAUGGCUCACUACAAAAGAGUGACUAACCACCAAAAGUGUAUUAGAGUUGGGGGUAAACAUAAUGAUCUGGAGACUGUGGGAAAAGAUCUUUAUCACCAUACUUUCUUUGAAAUGUUAGGAAGUUGGUCUUUUGGUGAUUAUUUUAAGGAGGAGGCAUGUGCCAUGGCGCUAGAGCUGUUAACUAAAGUUUAUGGCCUGCCAGUUUCUCGUCUGUAUUUUACAUACUUCAGUGGUGAUGCCAAACUUGGGCUGCAUCCAGACCUAGAAACCAAAAAUAUAUGGCAGAGUUUAGGCAUACCUCAGAAGCGUGUCCUGCCUUUCUACAUGGAGGACAACUUUUGGGACAUGGGUAAGACAGGACCAUGUGGUCCUUGUACGGAGAUUCACUACGACCACACAGGGGAUGGAACCGGAGUACACCUCGUCAAUAGGGGCUCCCCACAGGUUGUGGAGAUCUGGAAUCUAGUCUUCAUGCAGUAUAACAGGUGUGAAGAUUCCACUCUAACAAACCUUCAACGACAUCAUGUAGAUACUGGGAUGGGUCUGGAGAGGAUUGCUGCUGUUCUUCAAAACACAGAGUCUAACUACAACACUGACCUCUUCUAUCCUAUAUUUGAUGCCAUUGCGAAGGAGACAAAGAUGCAACCUUACCAGGGUUUGGUAGGAGAACAAGACAAGGGAGGGAUUGAUACUGCCUACAGGAUUGUAGCCGAUCAUAUUCGCAUGUCAUCCAUAUCCAUCAGUGACAAUCUAUUGCCCAAUAGAGCUGGUCUUGGGUUAACCCUGAGAUAUGUCAUGUCACAGUGUUUCCAUCAGGCCUACCAGGUAUUAGGAAUGCCCCAUGGCUCGGUGUCUGGGCUGGUGGAUGUUGUUGUUGACAGUCUGGGAGAGGCCUACCCAGAACUACAAAAAAAUCACUCAAAGAUUAGAAAUAUUACAAAAGACACAGAAAAGUGGUAUACAAGUUUAGUUUCCAGUUCAGAAAAGGCUUUCAGCAGAUUUGUUAAGAAGACUUCAAGCAAGAGGGAUCAUAACAAUUUGUCAGUUGAAGACAUGAUGAACCUUCACAAAGGAAAAUACGGUAGCAAAGUUCCACUCACCAUUAUGCAAGAAAUUGCUGUGAAACAAGGAUACUCAUUGGAUGAUGUCGCCUUUCAGGAAGCCAUUAUACAAGAACAAGAGUUAGAUCAUAAUUCUGAGAAAAAAGACACACUGAAGUUAAAUAGAAGUAUGAUAGAAUCUCUACAACAACGAGGCAUUCCCUGCACUGAUGACAGUUUCAAAUAUAGCUACUCAUCCAAUGGAGGCAAAUAUGCAUUCCUUGAUGAUUUAAAGUGCAGUGUACUAGGACUUGUAGAUGGUGAAGGCUUUGUGGAUGAGAUUGGUGCUGAUGUUCAAUGUGGAGUCAUUGUUGACAAAAGCAUGUUUUAUAGUGAAGCUGGUGGCCAAACCGCAGACAUUGGCUACAUUAAGACGGAGCAUGGAUCCUUUAAGGUAGAGGAUGUGCAGUCAUUUGAUGGCUAUGUGUUGCACAUUGGGCGUGUUGAGAAUGGAAACCUCAGUCUGGGUGAGACUGUGUCACAGAUGAUCGACCAGAAACAUAGGUUGGGAUGUAUGAGAAACCAUACAGCUACACACCUAUUGUUAGCAGCAUUGCGUAAGAUCAUGGAUACCAACAUUGAACAGGCUGGUUCCAGCAUCUACCCCGAUAGCUUCUCAUUUGACUUCACUACACCUGUUAAGAUGGAAUCUGACCAUGUGACACAGGUAGAAGAUGUAGUAAAGGAAUCUAUUCAUAGGAAUGAGCCAGUGGAGAGAAAAAUGUAUCCUCGAGAUGUUGCUAUGGAAAUGGAGAACAUUGUACCAUUGAGGGAUGAGGUUUAUCCCUCGGAUGUGUAUGUGCUUAGUAUAGGAAAUUCUGGGUCUGAAAAUCUGAGAUCUACAGAGCUUUGUGGAGGAACUCAUGUCAGCAGUACUGGUGACAUUGGAGAUUUCUACAUCACCUCAGUGAUCAGGGCCAAUCAGGCUACAAAGAGAAUAUAUGCUGUAACAGGGCAACACACACAACAGGUUUAUGAAACAGGAAAGAGGGCACUGGAGUUACUCCAGAAGGUCAAGUCUGAAAUUAAUGACAAAGACAAAAUCAAAGACCUUAAUGAAUGUGUCCAAGAACUCAAUGAUAUGUUUGGUUUAGUUAUGCCAAAAGUAAUGAGAGACCAAGUUUAUCCAGAAUUACCACAGCUGUCAAGGCACUUGUCCGGCCUAGAAUCGGAACGGCUUACUGCUAAUGCCCAACAGGUUAUUACUAAAGUAAUUGAAGCCCAGCAACAUUCAAGUUUUGUUCUAUGCAGAAGUGAUUUAAGAAAAGAGAAGCAGGGUAUCAAGCUGUUACUCAGACAGGCAGACGUAGACAAACCUUUAUGUCUGGUAUCGGAUCUGCAGGACUCCAUCUUCAUAGCUGUAACAGGCCCUAGGACUUGUUCAAGGGAGAUGAAGGAUGUUGUAGAUAAAGUGAUGAAAACUUACAGCUGUGGAACCAUGUUUGCUCAGAGUAAAAAGGACAGACAAUUAUAUUCUACUGAUCUGAAAAAACAUCUGAUGACCGCAGAAGAAGCUGAUGUGGAGAAAGUGUAUGAAGUUACUAGAACUAUAUUGAAUUCUCUUUAUGCAGAAGUUAAACAAGGACUAAACUAAAUGUAACCAAGGAUUAAACUAAAUGUAAACAAGGAGUAAACUAAGUGUAAGAACAUACUAGGACAGUACAAGAUUCUGUUUGUGCUGAAGUUCAAUGGGUAUUAAACUUAACACUGAAUAAUGUAUGUGAUACAAGUUUUUAUUUGAAAAAGAAAAUGAAAUUUGAAAAAAAAAAAUUAAAAAAAAAAUAAUUUAUUGACAUGUUUUUUGAAGUAAUCUUAUAGUAAAACUUUUAAACUUCAGGUUAGAAUCAAGAUUGUUUUUUAAAAUAUGGCAAAGAAAUCAUCGCUGAUGCUAUACUGAGGCAGAUUUAGUUAAAGGUGAAAAUUCAAUAUAGCUGCAGCAGUACUUGUUUAUGUUACCAAAGUGAAUCAAUGUGACUUAAGAUUCGCUAUGAAAUGUUUGUCUUUUUUAUGAUGUUUGACAAAAAUGCCUUUUUCCUCAUACUUUAUUUUUUUUUACAUUGUGAUAUGUGUUCACUAAAUGUGGACAUCAAUUGCUAACAAGUAUUAUAACUAUAAUUAUAUUCAUUUACAAUCUAUGAUGGCUUGAAAAAUGUAACUCAUUUGUGGGAGAACGAGAAAAUUUAGAAUAUACAUUUUAGUUACACAAUAAAAAGAAGAAAAAAGAAAUGAUUGCUUUAGACUGUAAAUGCACAAAGUUUUAGCAUUGCAGCAAUUAGGAGUUACUGGUAUACAGUAACUGUAUGAUAUGAAACUGCAAAUGUUUAAAGCCCCCAAAAAAUAAAAUAAUGUGCAAGUCACAUGAAAUUUCUGUUUUCCUGAAUUUUUGAUAAUCUUACAUUUAUUUUAAUUCAUAUAUGAAAAUCAUUAUAUGUUCUGUGAAAUGAAAAUUCUAAUAGUUCCUGUCAGAAAUCUCAUAUAAUGUGGGAACUUUGUGAUCUUCAAUACAGGUAUAUGUAAUGGUCCAUUUGAUACUUGUUGAUAAAAAAAAAUUGGUAGGCUAUCUUAACUAUGGAAAUACAUCGUAUACUGACUGUUAUUAUAACCAUUGGUAUGCACUAUCUGUUUAUAUACAUGGGUCUUUGUUGAUAUCAAAGUUCAUGCAUGGCCAUAUAGGCAUGAACUGGUACUGAAUUUUUGGAUAUUUUUACUUCAGUUAUGUUCGACGUUAUUGUUCUUGUAAAAGAAACUUGCUAUGAAAACAAAACAAGACAAAUAAAUUUAUGUAUGCUUUGUACAA
Pecten maximus is the source of this 4238-nucleotide messenger RNA. Its product is annotated as alanine--tRNA ligase, cytoplasmic-like. Gene Ontology annotation, molecular function: alanine-tRNA ligase activity; aminoacyl-tRNA deacylase activity; amino acid binding. Lineage: Eukaryota; Metazoa; Mollusca; Bivalvia; Pectinida; Pectinidae. The record is from RefSeq and is a predicted model, not a curated record. Bases 69 to 3035 code for a protein of 988 amino acids. Gene Ontology annotation, cellular component: cytoplasm; mitochondrion. Gene Ontology annotation, biological process: alanyl-tRNA aminoacylation; tRNA modification. The transcript is spliced from 23 exons.